Molecule: messenger RNA, 819 nt
Organism: Diaporthe citri
Lineage: Eukaryota; Fungi; Ascomycota; Sordariomycetes; Diaporthales; Diaporthaceae
Exons: 1
Coding region: 1-819 (272 amino acids)
Source: RefSeq, a predicted model, not a curated record
AUGGCAAGUUCUUCUUUUUCGCUUACAACCCACCUCCUUGGCGUUGAUCCGCCAGGGUACAAAGCCGCAACCGAGGCCCCUUUCCUCACAGCCGCUGGUGAGGGGCGUCUCGACAAGCAGACCUUGGGCAAGUGGCUCGCCAACGACCGCCUUUACCUGCACGCCUACAUCAAGGCAGUAGGACGUACGCUCUCUAUCGUGGACCUACCGCAGACAACCCCAGAGCCCGCAGCCGAGGCAGCGCCCGAGACGCGGUUCGUCGAUUGGCUCUUCUCCACGCUGACGGCCCUGCGAAGGGAGGAGCGCCUGUUCAUCGAUGUCGCCCAUAAGUAUGGCCUAUCCAUCGACCUGGAGACCAUGACUACCACCGAGGGCGGGAGGCAGGUCCAGCGGGUCCCCGGCACCGCGAAGCUUCCCGGGCUCGUCAUGUUCGAGAAGCUCUUUGGCUCGUUGCACCCCGCCGCGAGCGUCGAUAGGAACCUGCCUCUCCCCUGGAUUGAGGCUGCGGUUCUUUUUUGGGGCACGGAGAUUACCUACUCUGAUGCCUGGACAUGGGCUAAGUCCAAGCAAGCCGGGGAGGCUGGUGCUGGAGCGGGCGAUGCAGACGGUGGUGCAUUGAGGAAGGAACUUAUCCCAAAUUGGAGCAAUAGCGAGUUCGCGGCUUUUGUCCAGCAACUCUCUGGUGUUAUUGAUAACGCAGUAUCCGAGGUAGUGACUGUUCUGGGCGAGGAUGCCAAGGAAUCUCUCGUCCAGAGAGCGCAAAAGGUGUGGACGGAAUUAGUGGCUGCUGAGAAGGCAUUCUGGCCUGUGGUCGAAUAA